UUCACUCGCGCGCGGCUCGCGCCAUUUAUUUAAAGAAUUUGGAGUAGUAAGGACGUAACAAAUGAUUAAUGUUCUUUUGUAUUCAGUGCAGUGUAAAAACAUAUUUAAUUAAAGUUUAAUAACGCAUAAAAUUAAAUGUAAUAUUCAUAAUUUGAUUAAGUAUGGUUUUCGAACAAUGCGAAAUCAAUAUGGCGCAUGUUGAUAUGACAAAUUGACAGCAUUGUUUUGUCUUUGUAAGAAGUUGUAAUGAUUCUUUUACAUAUCCAAUUAAAGAACAAUAAAAUUUAACAAUGACGAGACCGUUCGGUAAUAGUGACAAACGAUUUUCAAUCGACGACGCUUUCGAGGAGGAGACGGACGAAGCUAUAAAAGUGUAUGGUGCGACGGGCGAUAGAUCUCCGUUGCAGCAUAAUAAAUAUAAGAAUGGAAGUGAAUAUUUGUCCAGUAGUAAAACAUACAAAUGCACAGACGACACAACCUCUCGGGACUCAGACUCUCUCAUCCACGAGUACGUAGAAGCCACACAAGCGACAUACUGCUGGAACCAUCCAAAAGUCAGAGAGAACUGGAAGACGGUGUGCGCAGCGGUCAUCCUACUUGUAGUUGGUAUCGGACUACUGGGGAUGGGUGCAUUCGCUGUGGCUGAACCGGAGAACGGAUUACAGGGAGCAGUUUUCUUUGUAGCUGGUAUGAUUUGCUUCGUCCCGGGCGCCUACCACGUCGUGUACAUCUGGCUAGCGGCGCGCGGGCAGCGUGGCUACGACUUCUACCACCUACCGCUCUUCACCUGAUCGCCUUGCGUAAGCCUUCGACUUAUCACUGUUACAGGCCCGCUCUGUAGUGUUCAGAAUUGUUGUUUUUUGAUUAGCUAGAGUGAAUAGAGUGUUUCUGGAGUUUAAAAACUCUAUAACAGCACAGUAUAAUAAAUAGUACUAUCGUACAGUAUGGCCACUCCCCGCUGAAAGUGGCGCCCACCCGCUCUCGGUUACCUACAGUUACCGUCUGUCAAAAAAACGCGACCAGUCGACUUUUCAUAUCUCACUCAUACAAGAAUGGUACGAGUUCACUUACAUGACCUUAAACUGUGUGCAUAGAAACGCGCCUCUUUCAUAUAUUUAAUCGCCGUUGUCCGAGGUGAGAUUGAGCAUUUUUUUUUUUUCGCCACUUUUAUGAAAUGUGAUAUUUUUGAAAACAUUUAUGGUAUUU
Messenger RNA from Leguminivora glycinivorella, 1206 nucleotides. RefSeq names its product transmembrane protein 134. Lineage: Eukaryota; Metazoa; Arthropoda; Insecta; Lepidoptera; Tortricidae. Bases 291 to 791 code for a protein of 166 amino acids. The record is from RefSeq and is a predicted model, not a curated record. The transcript has 3 exons.